CAGCUGAAUCUGGGACUUGUCUGUCGCGUAAAAAUAGAAACAAGUUCAAUAGAGUUGUGUAUGUGUUAUUUAAGUGGUAGCGAGUAUACGCCCAAUUGUUUAUUUAUAGUUGUUAUUUUGCAUUAUAUUUUGCAAUGGAAGAUAUUUUCCAGUGGUGUAAAGAAGGAAAUGCCCUACAAGUGAGAGUAUGGCUUGAUGAACCUGAGCAUGACAUGAAUCAAGGAGACGACCAUGGGUUCAGUCCUCUCCACUGGGCUAGUAUGAAAGGUCAUACAAAAAUUGUCGAAAUGCUAUUGCUUAGAGGUGCCAGAGUUAAUGCAACAAAUCGAGGUGAUGAUACACCUCUUCAUUUAGCCGCAGCCCAUGGACACAGAGAGAUUGUUCAACUACUUCUUCGUCAAAGAGCCGAUGUUAAUUUUACAAAUGAACAUGGCAACUCACCUUUACAUUAUGCAUGCUUUUGGGCUUAUGAGGGAAUUGCCGAAGAUCUUGUACAUCAUGGCUCAAAGGUUGCAAUUGCAAACAAGUAUGGAGAUACACCUCUUGAUAAAGCUAGGGGGAACUUAGCUAAAAUUCUACACGACAUUGCUGUUGAAGCUGGUCAGGACCUGAAAAAAAUUAAAUUCAAAGAUCAGAGUUGGUUAGGGUUAAAAACUCGUUCAAGGGAUGCCACCCUGUCACGCCACAAAGGUAUUAAUUUUAAAGAGCUUGAUUUAAAAGGAAAGAUAGCAGAAAGUCACAGUGGUAUAACUUAUAAAGGACGCUGGCAAAACAAUGAUAUUGUAGCGAAGGUUUUGAACAUAAAAAACAUUACAGCAAGGAUUUCAAGAGAUUUCAAUGAAGAGUUUCCUAAACUAAGAAUCUUUUCUCAUCCCAACAUACUGCCUGUUAUUGGGUGUUGCAACACACCUCAAAACUUAAUUGUCAUAAGCCAAUAUAUGCCUCUAGGUUCACUAUAUAAUGUUCUUCAUGAAGGACAUGGCAACAUUGUUGUUGACACAUCUCUGGCUCUUAAGUUUGCCAUUGAUAUUGCAAGAGGCAUGGCUUUCUUACACAGUCUCGAGCGUACUACUCCAGAAUAUUUUUUGAACAGUAGGCAUGUUAUUGUCGAGGAAGAUCUGACUGCAAGGUUAAACAUGGCCGAUGCCAAAUUCUCCUUCCAGGAAAAAGGCAGAAUAUAUUAUCCUGCAUGGAUGUCGCCUGAAGCACUGCAGAAAAAGAUUAAUGACAGAAAUUGGGAGGCAUCUGACAUGUGGAGCUUUGCCAUACUGUUAUGGGAAUUAGCUACCCGCGAUGUCCCAUUCCCCGACCAGAGCCCUAUGGAGGUGGGCAUGAGGAUCGCCUUAGAAGGUCUGAGAAUAAGCAUUAAGCCAGGCAUUUCGCCUCAUCUGUCCAAAUUGAUUAAAAUAUGCAUGAACGAAGACCCGGGUAAAAGGCCUACAUUCGAUAUGAUUGUGCCCAUCCUAGAAAAAAUGACGAGAUAAUUUUAACGGACAUUCAUUAUCAGGUCUCUUAAAAUGAUAUUUACUCCUAAUCAGAAUACUCUUUUAAAGUGUGUACUCACCCAGGGUAAUCCUAUUUAAACAGUCUUCUGAUAUGAAUGUGUUCAUUAAG
This is a messenger RNA of Sitophilus oryzae (rice weevil), 1614 nucleotides long. RefSeq names its product integrin-linked protein kinase (gene Ilk). Gene Ontology annotation, molecular function: ATP binding; protein binding; protein kinase activity. The coding region runs from base 135 to 1484 and encodes 449 amino acids. Gene Ontology annotation, biological process: protein phosphorylation; cell-matrix adhesion; integrin-mediated signaling pathway. Gene Ontology annotation, cellular component: focal adhesion; stress fiber. NCBI's taxonomy places the organism in Eukaryota, Metazoa, Arthropoda, Insecta, Coleoptera, Curculionidae. The record is from RefSeq and is a predicted model, not a curated record. The transcript is spliced from 6 exons.